Messenger RNA from Arctia plantaginis, 984 nucleotides. NCBI's taxonomy places the organism in Eukaryota, Metazoa, Arthropoda, Insecta, Lepidoptera, Erebidae. The record is from the annotation of a GenBank genome assembly.
AUGGACAAAUUUAAGGAAGCCCUAACAGAAAAGACGCCAACAAAGAAUAGAAAUGUUCCAGUUGUGGGAGCACGCUAUGAUCUAAAACGCUUUCCAUGCAACAAGAAUACUUACAAACUAGACCUACAGUGUACAUCUAACAAAGCUGAAGAUGAAAACAAUAAUAUUAUAUAUGACGUAGGAUACGAGGAUAACAACCAAUAUGAUCGAUAUGUGCCCAUAAAAUAUACCACUUCCCAACAACGGUCCAAAUUAAAAUUACAAAGUUCUUUGCUACAAAUCCUUCAGCAAGAAAUACCAAAUAUUAGAAAAGUUCCUAUAGAAUGUACUGAUUGUAAAAUUCCCCACUGUUUUGAUUGUAGUCGUAAUCCUUCAAUGUGUAGUAACAAAACACUACGCUCAGUUAUAGAAAAUGUGAAAGACCUAGCGAUACCACAAAAGCCAACAGCAAAUUUAACUCGAAAAGCUGAAUUAGAGCACGAGAGAGCAACUAAAUGGGAGAGUUACAUUGGAUAUAUAAAAGCAAGAAAGUGUGAUUGUUCUAAAAUGAGCAAGAAGCAACUAUUCGAGCAUUUACCUGCUUACAUGAGAAAAACUUCUAAUUACGAUGCACCUGAGCUACCAAACUUUGAAAUCUGCCCUGUUAUGACACUAAAAAGAUUAGUGGAAAACGUAAAAGGUCAUAAAGAAUUUGUUCAUACUUCGCCUGAAGUAUUGUCUGGGAAAAAAGAGAAAGCUACUCAGUAUUCCAAUCAUGAAUUAGAAUGUUCAUGUAGUCAUUUUUAUAAUGGAAAUAAAUACCAAUGCUUUAAAAAUAAUGAAGCAGUAGAUUUAAGGAAUAUCAAGAAUUCAUUAGUGAACUGUUCGAUAUCUGGGGAAUACAUUGCAGAAGAUAUCAGUACUUUUGCUAAGCAUCGAGCAAUGUCUUUGAGACGCUUUAUAGAGGAAGCACCCGACGUUAAAGAAAUUUUCGAAAGAAAAUAA